Messenger RNA from Fomitopsis serialis, 1557 nucleotides. Its product is annotated as ubiquitin-protein ligase molybdopterin-converting factor. Gene Ontology annotation, biological process: cyclic threonylcarbamoyladenosine biosynthetic process. Gene Ontology annotation, cellular component: mitochondrial outer membrane. The coding region runs from base 97 to 1416 and encodes 439 amino acids. The record is from RefSeq and is a predicted model, not a curated record. Gene Ontology annotation, molecular function: ubiquitin-like modifier activating enzyme activity; tRNA threonylcarbamoyladenosine dehydratase activity. The transcript is spliced from 7 exons. Lineage: Eukaryota; Fungi; Basidiomycota; Agaricomycetes; Polyporales; Fomitopsidaceae.
AGUACUGAACGUACACGGAUCCUCUGGUCUGCUUUGUCUCAAUACUCGAGGCUAUACGGCUCUUGCAUAUCUAAUUCUGUCGGCAACACCUUCUCCAUGAACCUCGACAUCUCGUCCCACCGCGUCCAAUUAGCACUGGCAGCGCUGGGUGCGUCAGUUGCCACUGCCGGGCUCUUGACCGCCUACCAGCAACACAGCAGACACCAGAAGCGGCGCGACCUUGAGCAGGAGAUCAAGCGGUCGCUCAAGAGCCAGGACGCAGCCUCUCGACCCGAUAGAGUGCCCAGACAACCCGCCGACCCGAGGGACGGCGUUGCGGAGAUCAUGCUCGCGGCGAGGCAGAGCGAGGACUAUGAAUACGACGAGGAGCUCAUACGGGAGCAGCUCGCGCGCAACUAUGCGUUCUUCGGGGAGGAGGGAAUGACGCGGAUACGCAAAGGUAGCGUCGUUGUGGUCGGGUGCGGCGGCGUAGGGAGCUGGGCGGCCAUCAUGCUCGUAAGAUCGGGCGUCUCUAAAAUACGGCUGGUCGACUUUGACCAGGUGACGCUGUCGUCGCUGAACCGACAUGCGACCGCCGUACUCGCGGACGUCGGCACGCCGAAGGUGCGCUCGAUUGAGCGGGUCAUCAAGCAGAUUGCGCGCUGGGUGCAGGUUGAUGCGCGGGUGGAUAUUUGGCGGAAGGAGCAGGGCGGCGACCUCCUAGAAGGCGCGGACUGGGUCAUAGAUGCAAUCGACAAUAUAUCCACGAAAGUUGACCUCCUCAAGUACUGUCACGACCAUCGAAUAAAGGUCUUCUCCUCCAUGGGCGCCGGCGCGAAAUGCGAUCCAUCGCGCAUCCAAAUCGCGGACAUCUCGCACACGAUGUACGACCCGCUCGCGCGCGCCGUCCGGCAGCGGCUCCGAGUGCAGGGUAUCCCCUCCGGCAUCCCCGUCGUGUACUCUACAGAGGUCCCGGGCGACGUCAAGCUGCUCCCGCUCCCCGACGAGGAGUUCCAGAAGGGUGACGUGAAGGAGCUCGGCGUGUUUGACGACUUCCGCGUGCGGAUUCUCCCCGUUCUCGCCGAUCACGAAUCCCUGCCUAUCAAGGGCCGGAGGAAGCUCCACGACCGGCUCUACCGCGACCUCCUCCACCGCGAGCAGAAGAUCACCGGCCAAGUCAUCAACGCUUGCGGCAUGCUCUUCGACGACAUCCACCGCGGGCGCUCCGUCGUCCCGCCACAUGCCGUGCCAUCGCGCCCCGCCCUCCCGCUAGCACUGGGAAACUGUGUCGCGCUGGAGGACAAGGAUGCAGAUAGGCACGCGAAGGAAUGCUUUGAGGACGGACGAAGACCCGAGGAGGUGUGGGGAGAGGAGUGUGCACGAGUGGUAGAGAGGAGGAAGGAUGAGGUGAGGAGGGCAGAGGAGUGGGUAUUGUAAAUGGCUUCGGGGCGAUGCGAGGAACUCAGUUAUUAUGUCCUCUCUGCGCUAGGUCCUCUGAACCAUCUAGACUUACUUAGUUGUGAGAUUAAUGCCCCCGUGCACGCAGAAUCCAAUUCACUACUCAUUCCGAUUCGACAA